AAGUUUGACUUUGCAAGAGCGGGCGGGAUAAAGCGCUUAGCCCAGCGGCUGCUCAGUCCAUCAGUCCGUCCCGCUCCCCAUCGCCGCGGCUGCGAGUUGCUUCCGCUGCCCGGAGUCACGUGCAGCUGGGGAUUAAAGCGCCCCGACGGGGCUGUCCCGCGGGGCUGGACCUUCGGGAUGGAGUCUGUCGGCCGAAAGCAAGUCGGCAUCCCUCAAUCGGAGGAGGAACCGCCGCGCUUAGCCGGGACCACGCCCGACGCAGCUAUGGGAGACUCGGCGCAGGAGCAGGGCCUUCUGCUGGCAGCUGCAUAUGUGUAUGAUGCCCAGUACAAUAGGAACAUCCCAUUUGAUACCUCUUCCCAGGCAGUCAGGCUUUACUAUCUCUAUAACCACUGGACGAUGCAAGCAGCUACCUACUUCUUUAUUUUUGUAGACCUCGCACUUGCGCUAUUUGAAGAGCCCGCUGUCUACCCACUUCCUUUCCUGGUAACCUCACUGAUUGAAGUCUUAUGCCUUUUGGUCUUCUUUGGAAGACUCUUUCAUUUUGCGCAAGUCACUCCUCGCAACGUGUUCUGGAAGGAUACAAAGAACAUCUGCAUCAUGAUAACAAUACUGAUGACUUUGGUGGACCUGAUUAUCUAUGGAGCUCUCAGAAUCUCGAGCAUUCGGGGUGUCCGGUGGUCAAGACCUAUGCGGCCCAUCUUUUUAAUAAACUUUGCUGAAAGUCGCCAGAUCCGAAGAACUUUCCGUAGCAUCCGGAACACUCUCCCCGAGAUCACUUAUGUGUUUCUGCUAUUUAUGUUCAGCGUCCUGAUGUUUUCUCUCAUGGCCUUGAAGCUGUUUGGGGACAGAAAUCUGAAGACUGUGGAAGGCUUGCCAUAUUUUUCAAAUUUCCUUGAAAUUGUAUUUGACAUGUAUGUGCUGGUGACCACAGCGAAUAGCCCUGAUGUCAUGAUGCCGGCUUAUGACUUCAGCUGGUGGUACUGCCUGUUUUUCAUAGUCUAUGUUAUAAUCAACACCUACAUCUUCAUGUCUGUCUUCUUGGCUGUUGUGUACAACAAUUACAGAAAACACUUAAAGAACGAGAUCCGCACGCUCGCUUACAUGAAACGCCGCAAGAUGAUAGAAGCCUUCAACCUCUUGAAGGUCAAAGAGGAAGCGGAGUUUGUUGUCCAAGAAGACCGGUGGAAGCGUCUUGUAAAACUGGUGGCCCCCGACAUCAGCACAUCCCAUCGAGAGCUGCUGUUGAGGAUAUCCGACGAGGAACAGAAGGGCUAUGUGGAUAAAAAAUCUUUUGUACGUCUGGCUGAUCUUUUGAAUAUACAAGUGGUCACAGUGAAACUCCACAGCCAUCCCCUGGACAUCUGGUUUCCUCAUGUGUACAACUCUGCUCCUAGCCUCUUCCUACGCAGCAUGGUUCGGCACAAGGGGUUCGUUUGGAUGUAUGAUGUAAUCAUACUGAUCAAUGCUGUCUUCAUUGCUUUGGAUGAGGAGAAUCCAUUUAUUUCCUAUGCAGAGUGGGUGUUCCUGUGUCUGUAUAUAGUUGAGAUCCUUCUGAAAUUGUACACCUAUGAACCCAGGACCUUUUUUGCAAGGAACCAGUUCUGGAACUGGUUUGAUACUUCUAUUAUCAUGGCUGCCCUGACAGCAACUGUACUCAACUCUACUCUUAAAACAGUGACAGUGUACAACAGCCAACAAAUUUUGGACAUUGUGUUUAUCCUGAGAGUUCUUCGGCUCAUAAGAAUUAUCGACAGUAUACAAAGGUUUCGGGUCAUAAUGAAUAUCCUAAUAAACAUUGUACCUACCAUGCUGACCUUUGGUGGGCUGGCUCUGGUGGUGUAUUACAUGUUUUCCAUAGUUGGGAUGGAAAUCUUCCGCGGGAAGGUCCAGUUCUUUGCCGGCAACAGCACUGCGCAACAUGCACUGUACUGCGGAAAUCCUGCUCUGAAAGACACUAUGUUCGCUCGAGCCAGAUAUUGCAAGAACAACUUCAAUGACAUUGCAUCGUCUUUCAUUGUCCUAAUGGAAUUAACUGUGGUCAACCAGUGGCAUGUCCUUGCCAGUGGAUUUGCCCUCGUGACUCAUGAGGCGGCGAAGCUGUACUUUAUCGCUUUCCAUAUUGUUGUGGUUAUUAUGAUUAUUAACAUAUUUGUAGCAUUUAUUCUGGAAGCAUUCUUUGUGGAGUAUUCUCUUGAAAAGAGUGAAGUGGAAACUGCCAUUGAGAAGAAAAUCCAAGAUCUUGGUGUAGGCAUUCAGGAAGAUGAGCUACUAGACGGUCAGCUAAUAGACAACAUGGAAACAAGUGAAAAUGUGCUUGAAAGUGAAGAGGAGACAGCAGCAAAGAAGAAACCUAAAGGACUGAUGUUUAAAAUUGCUUCCAAAAGAUACAGGACUGUGGAUGCUUUACUCCAGCGUAUGUUUGAAGCAGAGAUACCUCCUGAAGAAGAAGGUCCUUCACUGGAACAGAUCUUGAACUUUUCACCAGAUGACACUUACUUGAAGAACCCUACCUUCGACAGUGCUGCCUAAUAUGGAAAAUGCAUGGAAAUAACUAGAAAAGUUUUGGAAGCAAUAGCCUCCUUUUGCAGACCUCUUUGCGGCUCAUGAGCCACCCCCUUCAAAGCUGCCAGAGGCCCAUCUACCACUUGCAGCUAAGAGGUAUUGGUGCGCUGCAAUCUCCUCCCUUCCAACGAAUCAAGCAUUGCAUAGUGAUUUUUUUUAAAAUGUGUAUAAAUCAUGAAAAGCACAGUAUUUUUUAUAAAGGGAAAAGCACAUUGAAAGUGCCUAAAAUACCUUACUCUCUCCAAAGAUACUUAGCAUGCUACUUAACACAUAGCAUUAAAACUUGUGUAAAAUUCUAAUAAUAAACUCUGUAACCUGUUUUGUUACAGUGAAGCUUGUUUUGGAUGCAUGAUCAGCCACUACGGGGUAAACCAAUAAAAAUUAUAAAAGACAA
Rhineura floridana is the source of this 2959-nucleotide messenger RNA. RefSeq names its product two pore calcium channel protein 1-like. Gene Ontology annotation, molecular function: monoatomic ion channel activity. Gene Ontology annotation, cellular component: membrane. The record is from RefSeq and is a predicted model, not a curated record. Gene Ontology annotation, biological process: transmembrane transport; monoatomic ion transport. NCBI's taxonomy places the organism in Eukaryota, Metazoa, Chordata, Lepidosauria, Squamata, Rhineuridae. The transcript is spliced from 19 exons. Bases 178 to 2532 code for a protein of 784 amino acids.